Molecule: messenger RNA, 1114 nt
Organism: Drosophila willistoni
Lineage: Eukaryota; Metazoa; Arthropoda; Insecta; Diptera; Drosophilidae
Product: trypsin-1-like
Exons: 3
Coding region: 62-1099 (345 amino acids)
Biological process (GO): proteolysis
Molecular function (GO): serine-type endopeptidase activity
Source: RefSeq, a predicted model, not a curated record
UUUGCUAGUCAAUUAUUAAUUUUCGAUACAAUUAAAUCAAAUAUAUAAAGUUCAAACGAAAAUGUAUUUAUCUAAAUUUUUUGUAAGCAUUCUUUUAGUACUGCAAUUUAGCAUCCAUACCAUUGCUGGGCAAUGGAACUAUGCAAACAUUGAUAGGGACUUCGAUCAUAUUAACAUUAUUAAUACAACGGAUGUUCUUUUGAGGGAACUGAAUCCUUUAACAAGCACAUCUAUAAGAUUAGAUCGAUGGCAAGGCAAACAAAAUGCCACAGAGAAUGAGAAUGAGAACGAGAAUGAGUUCAAAUUUCUAAUCACUGGUGGCUAUAGGCCAGAAACUAAUCAUCUGGUUAAAUUCAUGGUAUCUUUGCAAGAGAAAAAGGAAAAUAUGCUCAUUGGUGAAGAGCAUUUCUGUGCUGGUUCCAUUAUCUCAACAAAGACCAUACUAACAGCGGCCCAUUGUUGUAUUAGUCCUGAACUAAGGUAUUUUAGACCCGAUGAAUUAAUAGUUGUGGCCGGAACACAACGUCGUCUUUUGAGCACAGAAAAUACACAGAUAUUGGAAUUGGAUAUGAUUAUACCGAAUCCAAAAUUUACAUUUGAUACACUUGUAAAAGAUGUUGGUAUUUUAAAGCUAAAGGAUGAACUAAAACUUAUCGAGGGAUUCGUGGAAAUUAUACCAAUGGCAGAUUCAGCACCACAAAUUGACACGAAAUGCACUACAGUUGGUUGGGGUAGAGUUAUACAGUUUGGUCCUAUGCCCGAUGACGUUCUCAAUGCCGAGUUGAUUAUUAGAAACGCAUCAGAGUGCGCAACCCUAGUUCCUCCUAUACCCAAGGGUGCUAUAUGCGCGAGAAAUGAUAAAUUUCAGACUGAGUGCUGUAAUGGGGAUUCUGGAGGACCAGUGUUCUGUAAUGACAAACUUGCAGGCAUUGUCUCAUAUGGCGACGGCUGCGGACGAUCCUCCAAGGGCGGCGUUUACACAAAUGUGUAUUACCAUCGCGAAUGGAUUGCAAUGAAUGCGGCGAAUGAUAUCAGCCGAUCAAUCGAUAGGCUAAUGCUGUUGCUUUUAGCAAUUCUUAAGCUGGCAAUAAACAGUUAAAACCUAAAAAAUGAA